UGUCACGCAAGUCUCACAGGGUCGAAUGUCAGCACUGAAAAGAGAUUGACUUAAGUAAGCACACGAUCCUUGUGCAAAGCUGGCAGUCCAUCUCUCUUGUGCUGUACAGUUGAGACCAGACUUACAACUUGCUUCAUAGAUAUAUCCUAAUAAUAUAUCAUGGCAUGUUUCUUCCUCCCCAGUGGAAUCGACGAAGGUGGGUCGAACCAGAGCCCAUUCGCCCCUCCUCCCUCCAAAGCCCAACAAGCCUGUGUAAGUUGCCGAAAGCAAAAGAGAAAAUGCGACAAAAUCCUCCCCACAUGCGGCCUCUGCGCCAGAAUGGCCCGGCCAUGCGAUUACACCAUCCUCGACACCAUCCCACAACAGCAACCGGCCCAAGCAUCAUCAGAGGAGCUCGCAACCCUCCAGGCCCGGCUGUGUGAGCUAGAGAAUCGUCUCAACAAUGCCUCUCAAUCUCAACAACCACCACCGCCACGACAACCAUCACCACCUACCAUGCACAUCAACCCUGAAAUUCUCCCUCCUCUACCUCCCAAACCACCCUCGCCCCUCUGGUCCCCUUCUGCUGUCCCCUCCCGCUUUCCCACCUCCUUAUUCCUCGACCUGGACGCCUUCAACUGGUCCACCACCCCCAUCCCCGCCCCCAAUAUGCCCAUCCCAAGUGAAGUCCUCGACAUCCUAUCCAGAGGCACAACAGUCCAAGACACCGCCACCGAAUACUUCCACGGCACCCACGCUUGGUUCCCCUUCAUCUCCAAAAAACGCAUGGAGCUCGGGCUGUCCCUCUGGGAAGCCGGUCCCGAACUUGCCUUCCUCUUUCUCGGCAUGAAACUGGUAAGCACCCCAGUCAACAACGGGGUGGAGCCAGCCGGCAACCCGCUGUAUACCGCAGCGAAAAGAUUCUGGGCUUCGCUCGAACAAGCCGGGAGCGUGAGCCUGCAGUUUGUCCAGGGGAUGGUGCUGGUGACGGUUUAUGAGAUGGGGCACGGGAUAUACCCCACGGCGUGGAUCAGCGUAGGAGUGCUGGGGAGAUGGGUUGAGGUUUUAGGACUGCCGGGGUUUAGAAGAGGAGGGGUGGCGUUGGGGAGCGUGACAACCUGGACUGAAUCCGAAGAACGCCGCCGUUUGUGGUGGGCAAUCUACAUUCUUGAUCGCUGCAUCUGCCUCGGCAACAAGAGAUGUUUCUGCCUUCCGGAGCCAGACGAGUCUUUUGUCCUGCCGGUAGAUGAUAAAGCUUUUGACGAAGGCAACCCAACCCUCUCCCCCACCAACCCCCUACCAACAACCCCGUUCACCACCCAGGCUCUCUCCCCCUUCACCCGCCUAGUCCAAUCCUCCCUGCUCCUCUCCCGCACCCUAACCCACGUCCGCACCGUCAUCCAAUCCAACAUCUCCAACCGCCCCGUCCCAUUCUCCCUUCCCCUUCUCACGUCCCUCGCCACCGACCUGGUUAACUUCACCCAGGUGAUCCAAUCCGAACUUUCCCCCGAACUACCCUCCCCCGGGACUACCACCACCCCCUCCUCCACCUCAACCUUCCUUCCCACCACCACCACCAUCUCCCCUUGCUACACCAUCUCCCUUCUCCCGUCUCUUUCAAUAGCUCUCUCAACUCUAAUUCUCCUCUUCGACACCUACUGCACCCCCGAAAACCAACACCUCGGCCCCUCCCCCCUCCCCGGCCCCGAAGCUCACCCCCUCCAGUCCCCCUCCCACAUUUCCUUUGCUCAACAGUCUAUGCAAGGGCUACGGGAGACCUCCCUCAAGAUCCGCGAGCUCUCCCUCGAACUCCUCGACCUGCUCGUCCUCCCCUCCCAAGAAAAAAAACUCUCCCCUUUGUGCCUCGACAGCCUCUACGCCUCAAUGGCAACACUGCACUGGUUAUGGAAAGAAGGCGGCGACGCGGACGUGAGAGAGGCGCUCGAGGAUGUGCGACGGUGCAUAAGCAGGACGAGCAUGCGGUGGCGGGUGUCGAGAGAGUACCUCGAAAUACUCAAACGGCAAGACGUCAGUUUUGCCAUGGCUUUCAGGGCUGAGAGUGGCAAGUCAUGUUUGACACGUGUGGACGGAUCGUAAUCGCCGCUGUCGUUGACAAUGAUGGGACUCG
Molecule: messenger RNA, 2107 nt
Organism: Podospora pseudocomata
Lineage: Eukaryota; Fungi; Ascomycota; Sordariomycetes; Sordariales; Podosporaceae
Exons: 4
Coding region: 160-2076 (638 amino acids)
Biological process (GO): DNA-templated transcription; regulation of DNA-templated transcription
Cellular component (GO): nucleus
Molecular function (GO): zinc ion binding; DNA binding; DNA-binding transcription factor activity, RNA polymerase II-specific
Source: RefSeq, a predicted model, not a curated record